This is a messenger RNA of Miscanthus lutarioriparius, 1935 nucleotides long. The record is from the annotation of a GenBank genome assembly. Lineage: Eukaryota; Viridiplantae; Streptophyta; Magnoliopsida; Poales; Poaceae.
AUGGGGCUCUGCCAUGGCAAGCCGACGCAAAUCCCGGAGGCCGAGGCGGAGGAGGAUCCCCACGUAGCCUCCGGCGCGGGCGACGGUGGGGACGGGGCGACCUCGCCGUCGGCGGCGGCGCCUGUGGCGAAGCCGGGCACGCCGAAGCAGCCCAAGUUCCCGUUCUACCUGCCCAGCCCGCUCCCGCCGUCCAGCUACAAGGGCUCGCCGGCGAACUCGAGCGUCGCGUCCACGCCGGCGCGCGGCGGGUUCAAGCGCCCGUUCCCACCGCCGUCGCCCGCCAAGCACAUCCGCGCUCUCCUUGCGCGGCGGCACGGCUCGGUCAAGCCCAACGAGGCGUCCAUCCCCGAGGGCGGCGAGCCGGAGCUCGGCCUGGACAAGAGCUUCGGCUUCUCCAAACACUUCUUCGCCAAGUACGACCUCGGCGAGGAGGUCGGCCGCGGCCACUUCGGCUACACGUGCUCCGCCAAGGCCAAGAAGGGCGAGCACAAGGGCCAGGACGUCGCCGUCAAGGUCAUCCCCAAGGCCAAGAUGACAACAGCUAUUGCCAUUGAAGAUGUGAGAAGAGAAGUGAGAAUAUUGAGUUCUUUGACAGGCCACAGUAACCUAGUGCAGUUCUACGAUGCUUUCGAGGAUGAAGAUAACGUGUAUAUAGUUAUGGAAUUAUGUAAAGGAGGUGAACUGCUGGACAAGAUAUUGGCUAGAGGUGGAAAGUACUCUGAAGAGGAUGCGAAGGUCGUUAUGGUACAAAUUUUGAGUGUUGUAUCAUUUUGCCAUCUUCAAGGUGUUGUUCACCGUGAUCUGAAACCAGAGAAUUUCCUUUUCUCUUCAAAGGAAGAAAACUCUCCCUUGAAGGUCAUAGAUUUUGGCUUGUCUGACUUUGUGAAGCCAGAUGAAAGACUAAACGACAUUGUUGGAAGUGCAUACUAUGUUGCUCCAGAGGUGCUCCACAGAUCUUAUGGCACUGAGGCAGAUAUGUGGAGCAUUGGAGUAAUUGCCUACAUCUUACUAUGCGGGAGUCGGCCUUUCUGGGCACGCACGGAGUCAGGAAUCUUUCGAGCUGUCUUGAAGGCGGAACCGAGUUUUGAUGAGGCCCCAUGGCCCACUCUCACAGCUGAAGCUAAAGAUUUUGUAAAAAGGCUUCUAAAUAAGGAUUACCGCAAGAGAAUGACGGCCGCACAAGCUCUCAGUCAUCCAUGGAUCCGUAAUGCUCAACAAGUGAAAGUUCCUUUGGAUAUGAUAAUCUAUAAGCUAAUGAGAGCUUACAUCAGUUCGUCUUCACUGCGGAAGUCUGCUUUGAGGGCCCUAGCCAAGACGCUGACGACGAACCAACUCUUUUAUGUAAGGGAGCAGUUUGAAUUGCUGGGCCCAAACAAGAAUGGUUAUAUCUCAUUGCAAAAUCUGAAAUCGGCUCUAGUGAAGAACUCCACAGAUGCAAUGAAGGACUCUAGGGUUGUUGAUUUUGUUAACACCGUGUGCACUCUUCAGUACAGAAAAUUUGAUUUUGAAGAGUUUGCUGCUUCUGCCAUCAGUGUUUACCAGAUGGAAGCCUUGGAGACCUGGGAACAGCACGCGAGGCGCGCGUAUGAGCUGUUUGACAAGGAAGGAAACCGGCCUAUUGUGAUCGAAGAACUUGCAUCGAGAACAGGAACGUCGCAGCGCGUUAUUGCAGAGUUUGCAAUGCGUUACUGGAAUGCUCGCUCUGUUCAUGGCGACGACGACGCAGGCGCUGUACGUGGACUUUCUCUUGGUGUGUACGAGUACGAUGCCGUGAAUGCAGCGGUGUCGCCAUUGGCAGCGCGGUUUGGGAGGGAGCACGGCGCUGGUCCUGGACGGGCGUACGGCGGAGCAGGUCCGGCCGGCGGUGGGGCGCCACUGACAGCCAGAGCGGUAGGAGGACCACACGGCCGGGCACCCAACCUCUUACUGUGCUAG